Molecule: messenger RNA, 5432 nt
Organism: Schistosoma guineensis
Lineage: Eukaryota; Metazoa; Platyhelminthes; Trematoda; Strigeidida; Schistosomatidae
Source: the annotation of a GenBank genome assembly
GGAGUUGGCUUCCCAGCCAUCUUCCAUACGUGUCAUUUUUGCUUUGCUAUGUUUCAUUCGCUUCAUGUACGAAAUAUAUGUAUUCUCAAGUCAAUUCUCGUUAUUCGACUUAUUUAAUUCCGUUAUUGGAUGACGCGAUUUAAGUCAACGAUGAUAUACGAGAAAAAGCGAUAACAAACAUCCAUACAAUCUAAAAGGGAGUCAGAUACACGGGCCACUAAAGUGGUAAUCCCGCCGACGACGAACGCAACGCAGCAAGCUACGUCGAUGAAGGAACUUCUGCACUCUAUAUUUUCGACGAACAAAUUCAGCGAAGCCAGCGCAAUAUCCAAUCCCAUGCAAUCAGCAAAGCCUGUGCAUCAUGGUAUGGACAUGCUCAAGUCGUAUUAUCUUAUCGAUACUUUGUUCUCAUGUCAACCAUUCUCAUUGAUCUAUUCGUCGGUUUGUUCAAUUACGAUUCAAAUUAUCAUUAUAUGCUUAUUAUUACAUUAUUAUCAAUAUCAUGACCGAAUGUGGAAUUAUUAAUCUUGUUCGUGCUGUCACUAAAUUGACAUUUUCGCAAUCAUAUCACUCACCGAACAAAUUAUCAUUUUAUGAAAAUUCCACUCCACUUUGUGAGAACUCAUUGGGAUAUUUUUACUAUUCAAAACGUGAAAUUUUCCUGCUUUAAGUGAGUUCGUUCCAAUUUUUCAUGUCAUUUUGAUCUAAUAUUGCAUUCAUUCACUUAGUCGAGGUCAGCUAUUUAUGUUAUCACAACAUACAUUUUUCAUUUCGAAGUCGCCUCCUAUUAUGUCUGUGGAUGCCUCUAACUAGCUGAUUAGUAACCAUUACGUUCAUUUUAACUCCGCCUGGAGUCCCUCCGGGGGCUACUGCCGGUCCCAAGCCUGGAUAAAGUAGGAGGCUUGGGCAUGGGGUUAGCGUCCCCAUCCCGUAGAAAACUAACUCGCUAAAAAAACGCUAACCAGAAAAAAUUAUUCAAACCUUUUAAACUCUGCCCUGGGAGUCAGAAGAUCUUCAUUUAGAAGAAUUAUGACGCCUCAUGAUGAAAGCCGAAUCCCUUCGGAAGUUACGAGGCCAGCACCCCUACUAACAACCAGAGCAACCAUUUAUUCAGGUACAUGGAAUGUUCGUACAAUGUGGGACACCGGAAGAGCCUUCCAGACUGCUGCAGAAAUGAGAAGAUACAACCUAGAGGUACUUGGGAUCAGUGAAACACAUUGGACACAAGUUGGACAACAACGACUAACUACAGGAGAGCUCCUGUUAUACUCCGGCCAUGAAGAAGAAAAUGCAGCGCAUACACAAGGAGUUGCAUAGAUGCUGUCCAAACAAGCGCAAAAUGCACUUAUAGGAUGGGAAUCUCAUGGACCAUGGACCAUCAAAGCCUCGUUUAAAACAAAGAAAGAGGGCAUUUCAAUGAACAUCAUCCAAUGCUAUGCGCCUGCCAACGACUACAAUGAAGACGCUAAAGAUCAAUUCUACAAUAGGCUGCAGUCAAUAGUCGAGAAGUGCCCAACAAAGGACCUGACCAUUCUGAUGGGAGAUUUCAACGCCAAGGUUGGAACGGACAACACUGGAUAUGAAGACAUCAUGGGACAACACGGACUGAGAGAAAGAAACGAAAAUGGUGAGAGAUUUGCAAACCUACGUGCCUUCAAUAAGCUGGUCAUAGGCGGCACCAUAUUCCCACAUAAACGCAUUUACAAAACCACAUGGACUUCACCGGAUCACUCUACACAAAACCAAAUCGACCAUAUUUGCGUCAACAAAACGUUCAGGAGGACUAUAGAGGACGUGAGAACCAAGAGAGGAGCUGAUAUAGCAUCAGAUCAUCACUUACUGGUCGCCAAGAUGAAAUUGAAACUCAAGAAGCACUGGACAAUGGGGCGGACAACAUCACAAAAGUUCAAUACGGCCUUUCUUCAGGAUACUAACAAACUCAACAAAUUCAAGAUAGUCCUCAGCAACAAGUUCCAGGCCUUUCAUGAUCUACUCAAUGGAGAAGGAACUACUGUGGAGAGCAACUGGAAGGGGAUCAAAGAGGCAAUCACUUCAACAUGUCAUGAGGUCCUGGGUCACAAGAAGCACCACCACAAGGAAUGGAUCACUGUAGGUACACUGGAUAAGAUUCUAGAAAGGAGGAACAAGAAGGCAGCGAUCAAUACCAGCCGAACAAGUGCAGAAAAAGCCAAGGCACAAGCUGAAUACACAGAAAUAAACAAACAAGUGAAGAGGAGCAUCAGAACCGACAAACGUAAAUAUGUGGAAGAUUUAGCAACGACGGCGGAAAAGGCUGCAAGAGAAGGGAACAUGAGACAACUGUAUGACACGACAAAGAAACUCUCUGGAAAUCGCCGCAAACCAGAACGACCAGUGAAAAGCAAGGAAGGUGAGGUAAUCACCAACAUUGAAGAGGAACAAAACAGGUGGGUAGAACACUUCAAAGAACUCUUGAAUCGACCAGCUCCACUGAACCCACCCAACAUCGAAGCAGCACCCACGGACCUCCCAAUCAGUGUUGGCCCACCAACAACUGAAGAAAUCAGCAUAGCCAUCAGACAAAUCAAGAGUGGCAAAGCAGCAGGACCAGACAACAUUCCAGAAGAGACACUGAAAGCAGAUGUAGCAGUAACUGCAAGAAUACUCCACACUCUUUUCCGGAAGAUUUGGGAUGAAGAACAAGUACCAACAGACUGGAAAGAAGGACGUCUGAUCAAAAUACCGAAGAAAGGCGAUCUCAGCAAGUGUGAUAACUACAGGGGCAUCACUCUUCUCUCAAUACCGGGAAAAGUCUUCAACAGGGUAUUGUUAAACAGGAUGAAGGACUGCGUAGACGCCCAACUUCGUGACCAACAGGCAGGAUUCUGUAAGGAUAGAUCGUGUACAGACCAAAUCGCAACUCUACGGAUCAUUGUGGAACAAUCAAUUGAAUGGAAUUCAUCACUCUACAUCAACUUCAUUGACUACGAAAAGGCAUUUGAUAGCGUGGACAGAACAACACUAUGGAAACUUCUUCGACACUACGGCGUGCCUCAGAAGAUAGUCAAUAUCAUACAGAACUCAUAUGAUGGAUUACACUGCAAAAUCGUGCAUGGAGGACAGUUGACAAAGUCGUUCGAAGUGAAGACCGGUGUUAGGCAAGGUUGCUUACUCUCACCCUUUCUAUUUCUCCUGGUGAUCGACUGGAUCAUGAAGACGUCAACGUCUGAAGGGAAACGCGGGAUACAAUGGACAUCUAGGAUGCAGUUGGACGAUCUGGACUUCGCAGAUGAUCUGACCCUUCUAUCCCAAACGCAACAACAGAUGCAGGACAAGACGAACAGUGUGGCAGCAGCCUCAGCAGCAGUAGGUCUCAAUAUACACAAAGAGAAAAGCAAGAUUCUCCGAUACAACACAGCAUGCACCAAUCCAAUCACAAUUGAUGGAGAAGAUUUGGAAGAUGUAAAAACCUUUACAUAUUUGGGCAGCAUCAUUGAUGAACAGGUUGGAUCUGAUGCAGAUGUGAAGGCGCGGAUCAGCAAAGCAAGAGUAGCAUAUUUACAACUGAGGAACAUGUGGAACUCAAAGCAACUGUCAACCAACACCAAGGUCAGGAUUUUCAAUACAAAUGUCAAGACAGUUCUACUGUAUGGGGCAGAAACCUGGAGAACUACGAAAGCCAUCAUCCAGAAAAUACAGGUGUUUAUUAACAAUUGUCUACGCAAAAUACUUCAGAUCCGUUGGCCGGACACUAUUAGCAACAACGUACUGUGGGAGAGAACAAACCAGAUCCCAGCGGAGGAAGAAAUUGGAGGAAGCGCUGGAAGUGGAUAGGACACUCAUUGAGGAAAGCACCCAACUGCGUCACAAGACAAGCCCUCACAUGGAAUCCUGAAGGUCAAAGGAAAAGAGGAAGACCAAAGAACACAUUACACCGGGAAAUGGAAAUAGACAUGAUAAAAAUGAACAAGAAUUGGAUGGAACUAUAAAAGAAGGCCCAGGAUAGAGUGAGUAGGAGAAUGCUGGUCAGCGGCCUAUGCUCCAUUGGGAGUAACAGGCGUAAGUAAGUAAGUAAGUACGUUCAUUUUAUCUAUUCUUCCACGUGCAUAACUACAUUCUGCAUCACUUAUCACUCGAAAACGCUAUUCGAGUACUGCAACUACUAUUCUAUUCCCAUCGCACUGUAUAUCAGAACAUAGAGUUUAGAGCUAGUCUCUCAAAGAUACGCUCUUGUUUGUUACAUCCAAGUCAGUCUCAUACGUCGCCAUCGCUAACCAUAUGUAUUGGUAUUUUUGUCAUGCCUUGGUACGGUUUUGUAACAAACGAGAUCGAGCGCAUCUCCCUCAAACCACACAAACCACUCUAUGCUUCAUGACCAAAAAGGAAUACGACUCUAUGUACCUCGUCUACUCAGUCACUAUUCUGUUCCUCUAGCCAUUCUACUAAUACAUAUUCAACGAUAACUCGGUGCAUCUGUCAUAACGCAGACGACAACGUUCACUGACUUCAAAUUUUAUGAUUAUUAUCAAUUGCAGUACAGCAACGAAUAUUGCCCGUCGAUGCAGUUAUCAUUCCACGACUUAACUAUUAUCAUCCUACGAACGGGAGUUACGCAUUUAAAUUCGAAUUCACUCAUCGCUAUUCGAUGCUAUUUAUUCUGCUGCGGCUCAACAGAACAUAUAUUUAACGUAUUUCACUAUUUCGUCAGCAUCACAGACCAAUUUCUGUCAUAUUCUACUGUACUCAUUUUGACGAUUUAUUUCCCUGUCAUACCCACAAACAAUUUAUUACUAUUUUCACGAUAAUUUGAAUCACUCAUACAAACGUGUUAUUUUAUCGUUCAGACAGUCAUAGCAUUAGUACAUGUUAAUUUUUGGUACGCUCAUUAAUUUGCUCAUAUUCGCAUGCUAACGUUUCCAUUUUUGUCCACGUCUUUUCUAUAUUCAUGUAUUCUUUUGCAUAAGUAUGACAUUUCCAUAUAAUACACUCACCCUUCAUGUGACACUGUACUUUAUCGAGUGUUGUACAAUUUUUUUGGCUACUUAUUGUUAACGUUAGCUACGUAUCACUUCACUGUUAUUUUCGAAAACAGACAUUUUUUAAAUGUGCUAUUUUCUACGAGGGGGCUAUGUAGUGUUAGUCAUUCGUUUUAGCCCAUAGUAUAUCUUAUUCUAGUUUCCGGACAUUCCAUUCUACUCAUUCUACUUGAGUCAUGUUUUGACCUUGUUAAUUAUUCGCUUGUUAGCCUUGACUGUUUUCAUAUGAGCGUAUAUGUGUGUACACUUCAUGUCCCAUGACUCAUCACAUGUCUGUAGUUUAUUUUGUCUGCCUAUAAAUAUUGAGUAAUGCCCGGCUUGAAAUGGAGUUGGCUUCCCAGCCAUCUUCCAUACGUGUCAUUUUUGCUUUGCUAUGUUUCAUUCGCUUCAUGUACGAAAUAUAUGUAUUCUCAAGUC